CGGGGUGUCACUUCCCACUCCUCUCCCGGGUCCUUGCGAGUAAAGAGUCUUUUUGGAGGAAGGAGCACAAUGACGGGCAGCAUCGAGGGACUUGAGAGGUUUGACAGUCCGGGGAAAGGGCGAGGUCUCCGUGUUACCAGACCCUUUAAAGUUGGAGAGCUGCUGUUUUCCAGCCAGCCAUACUCUUAUGUGCUGUCAGUAAAGGAGAGAGGCUACUACUGUGAGUUCUGCUUCACCAGGAAAGAGGGCUUGGCAAGAUGUGGGAAGUGCAAGAAAGCCCUCUACUGCAAUGCAAAAUGCCAGAAAGGGGACUGGGCCAUGCACAAGCUGGAGUGCUCUGCAAUGACUGCAUUCGGAGAAAACUGGUGCCCGUCAGAGAUGUCCCGCCUGGUGGCCCGGAUCCUCGCCAAGAAGAAAACACAGAAAGGAAGAUGUGUAUCUGAGAAGAUCUUACUCAUAGAAGAGAUACAAUCACAUGUGGAGGACGUAGACAAUGAGAAAAGAGAGAUGAACGAGGCAGAUGUUGCCGGACUCCAUCGUUAUUUCUCCAAACAUUUGGAGUUACCCGGCCACAAAGACCUGCUCACACUCUUCUCCCAGGUGGCCUGUAAUGGUUUCACUAUAGAGGAUGAUGAACUGUCCCACAUAGGUACUGCAGUCUACCCAGAGCAAUGGCCAUAAUGGAGGUGGCUCAUGGGAAGGAUCACUUCUACUUGACAGAGCUGCGCAAAGAGAUGCUUAAAAAAUGAAAAAAAAGAAAGAAAUUAUGUAACACAGCUGACUGCAUACACUCCUUUGGCUAGGAGACUUACAGAACUGAAGGCACUUUCUACUCUUUUUGGUACUGAAGCAAAGAUAGAGCGCAUUCAUGUUUUUAUGGAAAAAAUAUAUUUUUUUCAAGAUUUAACUUUUUACAUCAGUGUUUUGUAUGCAAGAACCUUUUACUGUAGUUUGUUAAAUGGUUAAAUUACUCAUGUUGACCAUAAUGAGUGAGAAUUCCUAAUUUGUAACGAGUUUGUGUUUGUUUUGGCUUUUGACUGACAUGUCAGCUGGACCUUGUCAUCCAUCAGAGUGGAGUUGUUUACAUAUGUGUGUAGGGGGUCAAUGCAACAAAAUGCCUGUCAGCCUAUCAGGACAGCUGCUUCACCACAGGCCUGUCAAAGCUGCAGAAUGUGCCCCAGUCAGGAUGGUGGGCUGGGAUACAUACUUGCAUUAACACCUUGUGUGAGUAUUCUACACUAAUUGUGACUAAUGUCUCCUUGACACUGUCUUACCAGCAAAAAGAAAAUUAUUUCAAAAUUCAGAAAUAAAUGAAUUUGUGGCCACAGUCUUAAAGAAAAUAAGGCUUUAUUGCAUAAUAAGCAAGUACGACAGCUUCAUACAUGUCUGGGGAGAGAAAAACAAAAGACUUGAUGCACUGAAAAACGCAUAUACAAAACAUAUGUACACAUACUUUGAAAGGUAUUUGGAAGUUUUGCCAAAAAAAAUGAAGGGGAAAAAUUAAAUAUAAACAAACAGUGGAAUGCCGUGUGAGAAAAUACUGUCACAAAGAGAACAGAAGUGCAACAAAACACUUAUAUGUCAAGAGAGCAUAAAGCUUAUACUUACUUAAGAAUAUAUACAUUGAAAUAUAAAAACGCAUGCAUAGUUUAUUAUGUUGCAGUAUUUUUAGGGUACCAAGUCAAAAAGAGAAACUAUAUAAAACAUUUGUAGAAAUCUUUUCUCACAUGCCCAUUAUGUACAAAGUUACUGUGGACAUGGCUGGCUUUGCAUUACGAUUCAUAAAAAUAAAAAAGUUUAUUUAAUGUAA
This is a messenger RNA of Morone saxatilis (striped sea-bass), 1810 nucleotides long. RefSeq names its product N-lysine methyltransferase SMYD2-like. NCBI's taxonomy places the organism in Eukaryota, Metazoa, Chordata, Actinopteri, Moronidae. The record is from RefSeq and is a predicted model, not a curated record. Gene Ontology annotation, cellular component: nucleus. Gene Ontology annotation, molecular function: protein binding.